AUGCUUCGGACAGGGACUAGACAUCUCUGUAGAAGCUGCCUACGGAAUCUGGCACUUGCCCCCAGAAUUUCGCCCACUGCUUCCACCUCACCAGUUGCGUCUACGCCCCGACCUGGGAAUUUCAACGCAAUCCGCUCUUACUCUUCAUCGUCCUCAGAACAACCUUCGAGCCCAGGUCCACCUAAAAGACCAUCUCCAUAUCGCCUUCUGCAAUCUCACACGUUCUUGUCCCAAUUCGCACCUCUGCAUAUAUCAGGAUGGAGGCUGGACAGUAUCGCUCAGCAGGACAGACUCAUCAAUCCACUUUCGGCAGUCGACGAAGCGCUUGAUCUGGAAGGUGGAGAUUUGCAGGAUAGGAGGCUGGUCAGAGCGUUCAUGAUGGGAGAAGGAAAGGUGGGUUGGAAGGACGCUAUGAUUUUUGUUCAAAGGGCAGGACAGAUCAUUGAGGAAGAGGAUCAUCAUCCCACCACCCUCAUCACCCCUUCAUCAGAUUAUAUACCUUCAUCCACCUCUCUGCAAAAUACUGGCAAAGAGGACAACGGAUAUGUGAUAGAGAUAUCCACACAUACACAUACACCAUUACCUCCGUAUCCUCUUCCAACCAAGAACCCCGCGCACAAGAUGAGACCCGGAGUGACAAGCAAGGAUAUACGUCUUGCGGAAAGGUUGGAAGAAGUUUGGGAGGGGGUGAUGGGUGGGAGACAGAAGGUGGAAAUGAAGAAGGAGUGA
Kwoniella mangroviensis CBS 8507 is the source of this 729-nucleotide messenger RNA. RefSeq lists its product as uncharacterized. Gene Ontology annotation, molecular function: 4-alpha-hydroxytetrahydrobiopterin dehydratase activity. The coding region runs from base 1 to 729 and encodes 242 amino acids. The transcript is spliced from 2 exons. Lineage: Eukaryota; Fungi; Basidiomycota; Tremellomycetes; Tremellales; Cryptococcaceae. Gene Ontology annotation, biological process: tetrahydrobiopterin biosynthetic process. The record is from RefSeq and is a predicted model, not a curated record.